AUGUGCCCAUCUUGUAUACUUGGCUGCUUGCUUGAACAUUCGCUUCAUCUUUGGGAGGACUGGCGGCACGACUGGGUCUACGUCGACGUCAACCCCCACGAUCGCCUCGCGCUGCCGAAGGCGGUGGCGGAGCCCCACAGGCCGACCUGGGAGGCGGCUCCGACGGAGGACGAGCGGAUGCGGCCGGUCUUGAACCGCAUCGAUGAUCUGCGUCAGGCGGGGCUGACGUCGGUGAUGUCGUCGUCCUCAUCGUCGCUGUCGUCUCCACGGCGGUGGCCGGUGGCGGGCAGCGCGAAGGAGGGAGGCCGGGGCGGCCAAUCAUCCGGUGGGGAGUCCGCGACGGAGGCAAGGUCCAAGGCGCGGGAGCCCGAAGACCAAGGCCAGGCCGACGGCGCGACAGCGGGCGCCCGGGCCAACCCACCAUCGGAGGCAGGCUCCACGGUGGCCCCUCAACGGCUCGAGGGACAGAGCCCCCCGUCGAAGGGGAGGAAGGCAGACCCUGGGCCGAAGCCGCAGGGCCCGGAGUUCAAGAUUCCAGAGUCCCGGUGGCAAUACCGCGGACCGAAAUCUAUGAAGCCCAAGGAUCCCGCCGGAGACCAAAGGCGACCAGAGGUGCCAAGGCAGGCUCCUGCCCCCGAGCCGAGCGCGCCCGCGCCUGAUCCGAGAGUGCCGACCGAACCGGAGCCGUAG
This is a messenger RNA of Phragmites australis (common reed), 690 nucleotides long. Its product is annotated as predicted GPI-anchored protein 58. The record is from RefSeq and is a predicted model, not a curated record. Lineage: Eukaryota; Viridiplantae; Streptophyta; Magnoliopsida; Poales; Poaceae. Bases 1 to 690 code for a protein of 229 amino acids. The transcript has 4 exons.